AUGGAGUCUGGACAGGGUGGAGUCAAUAUUCCAGUGUGGAAUGGCGAGGCUUCGACACUCGAGAGUUUCGAAGAGAAGGUGAAGUUGUGGGUCCUCGGCACUAAGGAGGAGGAGGACAGAGUCUAUCUGGGCCCUAGGCUGGUGCAGGCAAUGGACGAGGACUCCCAGCAGUGGCACGAAGCCAAGAAGGUCUUGUUAGACGACUUAGUCAAGGAAGACGGUGCCGAGAGAGUCGUGAAUGCGUUGAAGGGCGUUCGAGGCACCGUGACGAUGCAGGAGGCAGUGUCGAAGUGGAGAGAGUUCAUGAGAGGCAUCUACAGGAACCCGGGUGAGGGACCAAAGAAGUGGGUCUCGAGGUUCGACAUUCAUCUCAGCAAGGUCGGCAAGGCCCUCCACGCGGUGUGCAAUGACAUUCCAGCGACGGGCUUCAUGCGCGAAUUCAUCCCAGGGCUGAUCUUGCUAGAUGGUACGGGUCUGGAUCCAUCCGAGCAAGCGGCAGUGCUGGCGACAUCUGGUCCUAAGGGCAACUCGUACAUGUACCAGGACGUGAAGAAGGCGCUGGCAGAGCAAUGGUCCGAAGAGCAGUUGGCUGCCAGAGAUAAGCAAAAAGGGUACAAGUCCAGAAAAGGAGUGCACGCGAUCUUCGAGGACCCGGAGCAGAUAGGCGAGCUGACCGCGUGCGCGGAGGAGAUCUAUGACGAGGCUUACCAGGACGGCUUCGGAGAGGCCACCGACCUGACGGAGACGGCGAUGGCAGCCGCCGAGGAGCUCGUGACGGCGACGAUCGGUGACCCCUCGAUCGCAGAGGAGAAUCUUGGACAGGACGAAAGUCUAGCUGCGGCAGUACUUCCCGGAGAAGAACGAGCUGACGAGUGGACGGAGACGGCGUGCGCCGCCUCUCGCACGUUCCUGGAGGCUCGGAAGUUCAUCAACGAGGUGAAGAACGCGAGGGGCUACUUCCCACACGUCGUGGAGUUCGACAACUUCGUGGGCACGUGCGCCGAGGAGCAGAUCCUGGCGGAGAACGACGGCAACUUCGAGGACGGCACGUUCAUCUGCUUCAGCCUUGACGAGUGCAAGGGCUACGCACUUCUGGACGGCGGUGCGUCCAGGUCCGUGGGCGGUGUUGAGCAGCUGGAGUACCUGAACGAGCACUUGCAGCACCCGAUGGAGGUGAACCCGGGGGCGGGCCUGGGCUUCUCGUUCGCUGGUGGCGACCGGGCUGACGCUCCCUCGAAGGUCUCGUUUCAGGUCCACAACCUCGACAACCAGACAGUCGAGAUCUACGUGCUAGACCGCCCGUCCCCCAUCCUACUGGGAGUCGACAUGCUGAAGAAGUUUGGGCUAGUGAUCGACUGCGAGCGGAACACUGUGUACUCCCGGAGGCUCAAGAAGGGGACGAACGCACACGUGGAUCAGAUCAAGUGCAGGGACUGCGGAGAGAUCCUGUUCAAGUACAUCUUCGCGAAGCCGCAGGACGAGCAGCUCAGCCUCUGCAGCAAGUCGCGCGAGCACUUCCAGCGGUUGGAGGCGACGGGGCGCGCUCAACCGCGAGUUCGUCCCUCCUGCAACCCGGACAUGAACUACGCGGACAGCGCCUCAGAGAGCGAGCCGACUACCACGCGAAGCACCCCACAGCCUGCGUCAAGCCGCCCGCUGCCGAGCAGACUGUCGUCGGAGGUCAUCAGGACGCUCUCGGACACAGAGGUGCAGAUGAUCAUCGAGAAUGAGAGGAACGCGAUUCGACAGGAGGAGCAGACGCGCCUGGCCAAGGAGAUCAUCGUUAAGGGUCUCAUUCAGACUUCAGCCUCGUCAAAACCGGACGUCAAGAUCAAGGUGGAGGAGAUGAUCGAUCCGCCGAGGGCAAUGAAGCGGCAGGGCGUUCCAGAACCGAUGGUCAGCAAGAGUGCUUACGGAAUUCCAGUGCCCGAGGUGCUGAUGGAGAAAAGGCCACGGAAGGUCUGGUUCUCACCUCCUUGUGGAGCGGAGAGCCCUCUGCAGAACCUGAACCCCAUGACCGAAGAAGCGCAGAAGAAGCUGAUCAAAACUCGAAAGAUCCAGCGCAACAUGGUGUGGGCGAUCACACAACUUCGAGAGGCUGGAUUCUGUGACAUCUACCUGGAGCAGACAGGGAGAUGCAGAUCACGGACAGGUAACUUCAAGAGCCUCAAGCAGGAGCUGCAUGGAUGCACUAUCCACGGGUGCAUAUACGAUAUGCGCGAUGAGAAGGAAGACGUGCUGCUACAGAAGGAGUGGUACAUAGCGACAACCGAUGAGACGUUCGAGAAGGAGGUUGGACGUCGAUGUCAAGACCUACAUGUUCAUCUACCGAUCGAAGGAGGGACUCGUGUGGCGCUAACGGCGAACUAUCCCGUGAACAUGUGCAAGAAGAUAGCGAAGCACUUCAUGAAGAAGAUAACGUCCGACGAAGCCCUCUCGUAUCUGGUCAAGGGAUGCACGAAGAAGGAGCUCAAGGACAUGGAGGCCAUCAUCGCGCACCUGCACCGCAACUUCGGACACUGCAGCUUGACGACAGUUGAGGCCGCUCUCAAGACUCGGCAGGCCGACAAGAAGCUGGUCGAUCUGUGCAAGCACUACGAAUGCCCAUCGUGCAAGGCCGCUCAACGUUUUCAACUUCGUCCAAUCGCGAGCUCAGAGCCUUCAGUUCCGACGCCCGGGAAAGAGCUAGGAUGCGACAACUUCUAUUGGACACAUCCUCGGAGGGCGUAUCAUAUGAGAGGCACCCUGUGUGCAGACUACGGAAGUCGCUUCACUACGUGCCACGUACUCAACAGGGAGGAAAUGGAUAACAACUGCGGCAACACCACAGCUAAGGAGAUGAAGGAGACGGUCCUGAAGAGCUGGAUCCAGCACUACGGCAAACCAGAAGUUCUGAGAUCAGAUCCUGAAGGUUGCUUCCGACAAGCGGAACAUCGUGCGUGGCUAUCAGGUCAUGGAAUUGAAUGGCGACCAGAACCUGGAGAAGCUCAUUGGCGUAUGGGCGUGGUCGAAAGGUGCAUAGAGACGAUCAAGGAGAUUGCGACUCGGAUGGCCUGGGAAGUUCCGGACGACAUCGAGCCGCAGGAGAUCUUCACGUGGGCGUGCGCCGCUAACAACGACCUGAUGAGGCACAACGGCUACAGUCCACUUAUGCUCCUCAUGGGUCGCACUCCGGCUGGACAUGGUCUACAAGAUGAAGAGAAUCCCUCCACUCUCAGCGCAGAGGUGAAGGAGGAUCAAUUUCAGAAGCUCGUGCUGAACAAGCGGACUGCGUAUAAAGCCUGUGUAGAACACUACCUGUCCGAGAAGACGAAGAGAGCGCUGCUAGCCAAGACGCGACCGUUCAAGGUCUGGGAGCCUGGCGAAAAGGCACACUACUGGAGGAGCGCCAAGGGUAACAGCCACAAGACGAAGCAGGGCAUGUCUGGACGCUUCCAUGGUCCAGCUACGGUGCUGAUGCAAGAGCGCGAGGUCAAGAACGGAGUAGCAGAACGUCGCGGAGUUGUCUGGCUUGUGGAUGGUGAUCGACUGAUACGAGCAGCAGCAGCACACCUGCGCACCGUCACGAAGGCGGAGCAGACGCUGGAGAGUAUUUCGGCAGGCAGCUCAGACCAGUUCCAGAAGCUAGACCAGAUGAAUGGCGUGACAUUCCCGAAGGUGAAGAUGGACCGGGAGGAGAUCAACACCGAGAACCACCUCGUGACCACGGAGAUCACAUCUUCUCUGAGGCAGGCGACGAACAUGGACCGGAUCACGAAGAAGAAGAUCUACAAGGAGAACCAGCAGAAGUUCCCGAAGAGCCAGGAGGAGGACCUGACCGACCUGCUGACAGACCUCAAACCGAAGUUCCCUGGGACAACGAACCUGAAGAGACAUCGCGCCGACUUCGUGACCUACAUGGAAACGCUGAGGGUGAAGGCGCCUGACAUCUACGUGGCCGAUCUGGGACGCACAGAUCCUGAAGAAGAAGUCUCUCCGGAAUGGAGGACGCCCUGGGAGUGCUCGCAGAAGGCGAAGCAGGAAGACCUCGUCGGAUAUUCCACGGAGGACAAAGCAGGGCUCGCAGUACUGGCGGGCUUCACGAUAGACGAGAAGGACCUGGGCCAGCUGGAGAAGAAUCCAGAGAGAAUGCUGGCAGCCUUGGUGAAGCAGAACAAGGUUGAGGUCAAGCUGAAGGAUCUCACACCGGAGGAGAAGAAGCAGCGACCGUUCGCCAAGGAGAACGAGAUCAAGUCGUUCUUGAAGUAUCGCGUAUGUGAAGCGGCCAGUCGCGCUGGUGUACAUCCCGGAGCGUUAAUGAAGAUGCGCUGGGUCAUCGCCAAGAAGGAGACGGGCGACCUCAAGGCACGCCUGGUGGUUCUUGGCUACACUGAUCCGAGCUUGGGCCGUCUCGUCGGCAUUGCAGUCGCGCACGUGGACGACUUCAUGAUUGCGAUCAACAGUGCCUCUCAUGCCGCAAUAGACGCACUUCAAGAACUACAUGGCGCCUACGAGUGGGGCAGCUGGGAGACGCAAGACUUCGUUCAGUGUGGGGCUCGGAUUCGGCAAGAAUACGAUGGUCGUACUAAGAGCUGGGGUCGCAUCCAUCUGAACAUGGUCGACUACGCGCAGGAGUUGAAGGAGAUCGACAUAUCCACUCAACGUCGGAAGGAUCCAGAAGCUGGAGUGACACCGGGAGAGGCUUCUCAUCUACGAGCAGUUCUUGGACAACUGAUGUGGCUGUCCACUCAAGGUGUUCCACUCAUCAGCGCCGAGCUGUCAUUGCUACUAGCCUACACGAACACGGCGACGAUCAACGCCCUGAUGCAGGCGAACAAGCUGGUCAGGAGAGCGCGAGUGGAAGCGGUCAAGGAGCUGAUCAUGGAGAAGCACAUUAAUCUGUGUCUGGUGGGCGAGAUCCUCAUUGGUCCAAUUCCUCUGAAGCAGUGGGCACAAGGAUGUGCUCGCAUUCCAGGAGCGCUGGUACUAGACUGCCGUGGAGUGCUUGACGCCCUGGACAGGUCGGAGAGCAGCGCGCUGGGCAUGAAGGACAAGAGGAGCGCGCUGGAGGCCUUGGCACUGAAGAGAGGUAUGGCGGCUACGGCGACACCCCUACGUUGGUGUCAUAGUGGCGCCCGGCUCAGCGACUGCAUGACGAAGAACGCGGAGAAGGCCCGGGCGAGCUACAACCUCUGGCAGCAACGAGGUACCUGGAAGCUGAUCUACGAUUCCAACUUCAUCUCAGAGAAGCAUCGGAAACAGAAGGGUUUGGACACGCUCGAGACGGGCUUUGCAGUGGAUGCAGAUGAUGCGUGGCAGCUCUUCCCUGACUACAUGGAGAUCGAGGACACUGACCUGGACAUUGUGAGUGACUUUCGUCACCCUGGACUGCGACAGCAGAUGAUGCAAGAUGCGACGCCUCAAUGA
This is a messenger RNA of Prorocentrum cordatum, 5406 nucleotides long. NCBI's taxonomy places the organism in Eukaryota, Dinophyceae, Prorocentrales, Prorocentraceae. The record is from the annotation of a GenBank genome assembly.